UCCCCCAAGUUUCACUUUAUCAACAACAAGCUGCGCACAUACUAAAGAUUAUUGUUUUUAAACGCAAGCGAUCAGAGAUCGAUCUAAUUCCGUUCAGUAUUUAUAACAAUAAUAACAACUGAGGUGAGAAUUAGACGCUGGACCCAUAAUCGCCUUUUAAAUUAUUCAGGAAGUCAGAUUGUAGAUAUACUGUAAUCGAAACUUAAACCUGGGAACCAAAAAGGUGAAGGAUGUGUUUUACAGCCUGAAAAGUGGCCAUGUUGCACAUACAGACAAGUAAAUCUUGACUAUUAUCUACACUUCAAUGCCAUUAUGGCUCUCUCAGCCAUCCCAGAAUGGAGGGAUAAGAUAAUAGGAGAGCAGCAAGUGGAGGAUGAGUUUACCUGCCCAGGUGUGUUGCAGGGAUCUCUGCUUUCCCUGAAACCCACAGUGGAGCGAGUGUUCUCUGUGACUUUGAGAAUUGGUGGGGAAGAUGACUCAUAUGCCUCUCAGGAUGGACAGAUUUGGCUACAACUGAAGGGAAGAAAACAAGUAGUUGAGGCAGCAAAGCUUUUUAUAAAAGGUGUUGUGAACCAGGAGACUCAGAAGGAAGUUCAAUAUCCACCUAUCCUUCACUGUGUGUUCUGUGGUGCCAAUGGGUUGUUUACUGACUGCCUGGUUAGAAAUACCUCAGCGCAUAUAGUCGUGGGCUCAGUAGGUUGUCUCCUCAUCUCUGGGUUGGCUGAGCCUGUUGUGAAGGCCUACUCCCUUGUCAUAGACCUGGUAGACAAGUACAGUUCUAGCCAAGCACAAACCUCUGAAGCAAAAAGUGAGUCCAUGGAUUCACGUCGGGUCUUCAAAUCCCUGGUGGAAAGACUGGAGGACAGUCACACUCUAGAACUUCUAGUCCUGCCAGUGAUGGUUAAAGAAGUUCUUCUGGACCUAGUUAAGCAGUCAGGACUAGAGCCAAACACUUUGGACAGUGGUGUAAUUUCGGCCGGAGCCACAAAACCUCUAAAGAUUCAGCAGAGGAUGGAGAGACUGAUGCUAAGAGAAUCUACAGGAAGCCAGGACCUUGACGUUUUAAAAACUGCCACCAUUUCUCCCAGAGCAAAUGGGGCACCUUUUUUUAACUUUCCAGAUUACAAAAUCAGUGAUACAGGAAAACAAGUUAAUAAAGCAGAGUCCCCAUGUCACUUUUUGCACCCUUUGGUAGCGCCUGGUGAUGCAAGUUCAGAUAUAACGAAACAGAACAGACAAGUGCACAAGUGUUCGGAAGGUGUAUCCCAUAAUAUAGUAAAGAAAGGAGAGUUAGAUCAGGAGGCUCAACAUGGAGAAAACCUGUUGUCUACAUCAAGCAAACAAGAAAAUGAGCACCUACUUAAAUUCUUCACUGCUAUGGGAUUCAAUGAUGAAGUGGUAUGCAGGGUUUUAGACCGUACUGGACCCAGAGAACCCUCUGAGGUUCUUGACCUGAUUCAGCAAGAGCAGGAUAAAGCCAUGAUCAGGAUCAUAAAGCAAGAGGUGAACGGGGCACAAGAGGCCAGAGAUGAAGAUUUUGUUCUUGGUGUCAUGAAGAAAGCAGCAGCCAGCUGUGGGUACACAGAGGAUAAGGUCACUGAGAUUUACAGCAAUGUCCCUGAAUUGAAACCGCAUGAGCUGAUCCUGGAACUACAGAGAAAGGGUAUGAGAGAACAAAUUGGAGAGAAAGCCAGCAACAGAAAGAAAGCAGAAGAAACAGAGGAGCCGAUGAGAAACACACACAUUCUUCAUGGAGCCAAAGAACUUCAUUUAAAGGAAGAGAAAAAAACUGAGAGAAUUUUUGGGAACACUGGAAUGACAAAUAUAGAAAAGAUUGACAAUAAUAAAAGAGAAAGUUUAGAAGGAGUAAAGAAAAAGAAGCAGGACAUCCAAGUACCUGGGAGAGGAAGGUCAAGUUUAGGACAAAGGAUGCCAGAAUACUUAACUGAGCCAGACCUGGUAAGCACUAAACCAGAUAUUUUUUCAUCUUCCCAAAAUCAGCCCCCAUUCCAUACCAAUACACCUUCGAUAUGUGGGCCACCUCAGCCAACUUACCAUUCUUCACUGCAAACCAACAUCGCAGAAGAGAGAAAUUUACCAGUAGAGCCCACUUUCCUCAAGCCUAAGCAUAAACCUCAACCAAGCAAACAAGGUGCAGUCAUCACUGGACAACAACGUUUCUUGGAAGGCUUACAGACACCCUUUGUCCUCCAGCUGAAGGAUGACCAUGCUGACCCAGGGCUGCGGCAGAUCAUUAUAGAUGGAAGCAAUGUUGCCAUGACGCAUGGUUUGGGAAUAUUUUUCUCUUGUCGAGGCAUUGCUCUGGCUGUGGAAUACUUCUGGAACCAAGGUCAUCGCAAAAUCACAGCACUUGUACCCCAGUGGAGGCAGAAGAAAGACCCAAAGAUAAAAGAGCAGCACUUUAUGGCACAACUGCAGGAUCUUGGUCUCCUCUCCUUUACCCCUUCUAGAGAGUUUAAAGGACAGAGGAUAAAUUCCUAUGAUGACAGAUUCAUGCUGCAUCUUGCAAGGCAGACAGAUGGAGUGAUUGUAACAAAUGACAACAUGAGAGACCUUGUGGAUGAGUCAUUUGGAUGGAAAGAAAUCAUCAAGACAAGGUUGCUCCAGUAUGUGUUUGCUGGGGACCUCUUUAUGGUGCCAGAUGAUCCUCUAGGCCGAAGUGGACCCCACAUUAAGGACUUCUUACGGUCACAGAACAGGCCUCCUGUUCCAGGCAGUCACACGUUUGCUGGUAUAGCCUCAAAUCUUCCCCAAACCUCAUCUAAGCCCAGACCUCAGACAGAAGUGCUGAACUAUCGUGAAUGUACACCUGGGGGCAUUAGCAGACCUCAUGGGGCAGUCAGAGGUCAUUCCCAGGGUGGAAAGGAGAGGGCAGCAGAGGAGAUGCUUAGGUUGAAACAGGAUUUGGUGCAGAUUUUUCCAGGGCAGGAGAGUUUGAUCACAAAGAUCCUACAGUGCUACCCAGCUGUUACAGAUAUCAACCAGCUGUCAUAUUUAAUUCUGGAACAAGUAAGUUCAGAGGAGUAGAAGACCAUAAAUGUGAAACUUUCUCAAAAAUAUAUAACCUUGAAAUCAAACUAUGGGUAAAUCAGGACUAUUUAUGAAAUAUUUAAAAAUAAAAGAGAAAGCAAGAAACUCUUGAUAUUAAGACAUUAAAACUAUUGGUCCUUAAUAUUCAAAUGUGAAGUGUUAGUUAUUUGCUUGGCUACAAUGAGAAAUUGCUUGGAAUUUGAUAAUUUUUUUAUCUAUUGCAAAAAAAAAGUUCAGAAAAUACAGUGGGUAUAUUUUAGACCAGCUUUAUGUAUAUACUUACGGUGUAACUCUCAUUCCUAUUUAAAGUCAUAAUGAUUCCUUAACUUUUUAUCGGCAAAGAGGUAAUAUACCGUACCUAAAGUACGCUGCAUAUUGUGGUUAUUUUAAUUAAACUCACAAUGCAAUUUUACCAAAUAUUAUGGUGUUACUGGUUAUAUUAUAUAUUUUUUUGAAAAUCUGGCAAUAAAUUCACUUUCAUCAGGAAUAAUAAGUUGGAAUAUUUGUGUACCAAACAUGACUAAUAAAUUGAGGGGUAUUCAAACAUCA
Tachysurus vachellii is the source of this 3600-nucleotide messenger RNA. RefSeq names its product KH and NYN domain containing (gene khnyn). The transcript has 9 exons. Lineage: Eukaryota; Metazoa; Chordata; Actinopteri; Siluriformes; Bagridae. Gene Ontology annotation, cellular component: nucleus; cytoplasmic ribonucleoprotein granule. Gene Ontology annotation, molecular function: RNA endonuclease activity; mRNA binding. The record is from RefSeq and is a predicted model, not a curated record. The coding region runs from base 313 to 3048 and encodes 911 amino acids.